CAGCCGCUGUACUACACUGUUACCUUUGGUGUCAGUCGUGCGUUGGGUCCGUUGGCUCAGUUGGUCUGGGACCGUGCUUUGGGUCUGCCUAUUGAGCGUCCUAGGAGUAUCAACCUCUUAGGCUUGAAGAAAUGGAUUUAUCUACCGUUAUCAACUGUAUCAUGGCUGGCCCAUGAAAUCGUUACUUUAUUUUCAAGUUAUAUAGCAAUAUACUUGUAUACUUGUAUUCUAAGCCCUGCAUAG
Aspergillus ruber CBS 135680 is the source of this 243-nucleotide messenger RNA. RefSeq lists its product as uncharacterized. The record is from RefSeq and is a predicted model, not a curated record. NCBI's taxonomy places the organism in Eukaryota, Fungi, Ascomycota, Eurotiomycetes, Eurotiales, Aspergillaceae. The annotation marks the transcript as partial. The transcript has a single exon. Gene Ontology annotation, molecular function: acyltransferase activity, acyl groups converted into alkyl on transfer.